This is a messenger RNA of Triticum dicoccoides, 3457 nucleotides long. Its product is annotated as tyrosine-protein kinase JAK3-like. Gene Ontology annotation, molecular function: ATP binding; protein kinase activity. The record is from RefSeq and is a predicted model, not a curated record. Lineage: Eukaryota; Viridiplantae; Streptophyta; Magnoliopsida; Poales; Poaceae. The transcript has 19 exons. Gene Ontology annotation, biological process: protein phosphorylation. Bases 51 to 3050 code for a protein of 999 amino acids.
CUAGCUCAUUGCAGCGCACCGCAAGUCGUCUUCUCAGCUCGAAGCCCACAAUGUCAUCACCACCAUCGGAGCCGCUUUCUUCUUUUGGAACACCAAACUUUCCCUUUCAGGUCAACUCGCAAGGUACGAGUGGUGAGUCAAGGAUGCCAGGAUAUAAUUUUUUCAGGCAAGCUACAUGUGAUUUUUCGCAACUAAUUGGCAGGGGCCAACUUGGGAAAGUUUACAAGGCACAUCUUCCAACCGGAGAAGUGGUCGCUGUGAAGCUGCUCUAUCAGAUGACAGGGUUUGACGACAAGAGAUUCUCGAAUAAUUGUACACAACUUAUGAGCACCAACCACAAGAAUAUUGUGAGAUUAUUGGGCUAUUCAUAUGAAGAACAUGAAGAAUCACAUGUGCACUAUGGGACAGCCAUAUGUGGUGUAUACAUACGCAGGUUAAUCGGCUUCGAGUAUGUGCCUGGUGGAAAUCUUUCCAAUUUUAUUUCAGAUCAACGUCUUGGAUGGAGUAUACGCUUCAAAAUAAUAAAGGGGGUCUGCGAGGGUUUACAAUACCUUCAUGAAGCUGGCAUUGUGCACUCUAAUCUCACCCCAGGUAAUAUUUUGCUAGAUGGUGAGAAGAUACCAAAAAUCACAGAUUUCGGUUUAUCUCGGAUGUUCAAGCCAGUAAACAAGAGAGCCACAAUGAGUAAAACUAUUUCUUAUGGAUGGUGGGGUAUGAUACGUGAAGGAGUGGUGUCAAAAAGGUCUGACAUAUUUAGCUUGGGUGCUCUAAUUAAAGUUAUAUUGACUGGAAGUACGGAAGAAUCGGACAUUAAUUGCAUGGACGGUCCUGAAUGUGUUGAGCAUGUACACAAAUACUGGAGGAAACGGCUACAAGAGAUAAGGAGAUAUCCCUCAUUUGAAGCAGAUUGCAAACAAGUGAGGGCUUGUAUCGAAAUCGCAGUAGACUGCAUGCACAAUGACCAACAGCAAAGGCCUCUGAUUAACAAUAUCGUUCGUAAACUAUAUGAAGUAGAAGCUAAGGGAGAUUACCCACCAUCACAGAUGGGACAGGGCAUUCAUGGUUUUGAAGUAAGGAAAAUGUCAUUAAAAGAGUUGGAACAGAUCACGAGUAAUUUCUCUGAAAAACUUGGUCAUGAUGACUUCGGUGCUGUUUAUAAGGGAAGGAUUGGAGGUGGGGAAGUGAUAGCUGUGAAGAGAUUCGAUGAGAGAUUAAGAAAACUAGAGGAUCAAUUUGAGAGAGUGGUAAAUCUUAUGAGGCUCAAGCACAAAAAUAUAGUACGACUGAUGGGCUACUGCUACGAGCCAACACAAGUACCAGUUCCUGAUGAAAAGAAUCCAGAAAAGACAAUGUGGUGGAAUAUUAUAGAGAAUUUGGUUUGCUAUGAGUUUUUGCCAAACGGAAGUCUGGACAUGAUAUUAAAUGACAAAUCUUGCAAACUCGAUUGGCAAGCUCGUCAUAAAAUAAUACAUGGCAUUUGUGAGGGGUUACAUCACCUUCACGUGGAAUGCCAAGAUGCGCCCAUUGUCCAUCAGGGUAUAAAACCUACCAAUAUUUUGUUAGAUGAUGGCAUGGUUCCAAAGCUAGGGGAUUUCUACACUUCAAUGGCUGUCACGCCAAGAUGUUACAUAGCACCAGAGUCCAUGGACAACGGUAAAAUUACACUCAAGUCGAAUGUAUACAGUCUGGGUGUUAUGAUACUAGAGAUCUCGACCAGAGAUAAGUGUCGUAAUGAAGAAUCCUCAAGCCGGUCUUAUAUCAAUAAUGUGCUAAAAAGUCGGACGCAAAAUUCCUACGUUGCAUCAAAGUACCCUUCACUUGAAGCGGGUUUCAUCCAACAAGUGGAGAGUUGGAUUAUAAUAGGGCUAAAAUGUGUGGAGAUCCAACCUGAAAGUAGGCCUACUAUAGGGCAAAUAAUGCAUUUUCUUAACACAGAGUCUUCCAAUGCCGAGUUUUACCACUGGGGGGAAUUCAGACUUUCUUCUGAAAGCACCAUCACCUUAUGGCCUUCUUCAGAAAUGGCUGAUCAUGCAAGUGAACUGGCUGUCCUUGAGAGCAUGUUGAGUGAUGCGAGUGUAGAGCCCACAAGGCUAUCAUAUUCACUUAUCAAAUCCAUUACAAGAAAUUUCUCUCAAGUGAUUGGCCGUGGUGGGUAUGGAGUUGUUUACUUGGGAUAUCUUCCAAAUGGCAAAGUCGCUGUGAAGAAGCUUUCCAUACUGCAGGAAUUUUCUGAUGAGCAAUUUCUUGACGAGAUCAAAUGUUUGAAAAAGGCAAAGCAUAAUAAUAUAGUCAGAUAUCUAGGCUAUUGUGCAGAUUCACACGGUGAACUGUUGGAAUUCAAUGGAAGAAAUGUGAUAGCAGAGGUGCCACAGAGGUUGCUCUGCUUUGAGUAUGCUCCUAAUGGGAACCUUCAAUAUUAUAUUAAAGAGAAAUCUCAUGGAGACAACUGGCAAAUACGUUACCAAUUGAUUAAGGGGAUUUGUCUUGGUUUACAGUAUCUUCAUAAUCAGCGCAUUAAUCAUUUGGAUCUGAAGACUGAGAAUAUUCUUUUGGAUGCUCAGAUGGAGCCAAAAAUCACUGACUUUGGUUUGUCAAGAUUCUUCGAUGACGGGCAAUCCAGACAGUUUACUAAAAUCAUCCGUGGAACACUGGGGUGGAUGGCACCAGAAAUCAUAAACAAUGGGGAAAUGUCAUUCAAGGCAGACAUAUAUGGUCUGGGUAAUAUACUCAUUAAACUAUUAACGAGGAAUAAUGACGAUGACUCCGACAAUUGGCAGAAAUCACUAGAGGUGGGCUGCACACAAGAGAAAAUGUGCGUUGAAAUAGCUCGAAAGUGUGUCAAGUAUGACCAGUAUGAGAGGCCCACGGUAGAUGACAUUGUCCAUAUGCUGAAUGAGACGGAGGACACUGUCCAAGAUGAGUCGUCUCUUUUUAUCCAACAAUGGGGAAACGACCCAUCACCGAUGGCUUUCCAUGUACUACAAGAAGGGGCACCGCGAAGAGAUGCCAUUCAGGACUUCCAACUGGAGUCCACCCUGCUUGAAGACUGAAGACGCCAAGAGACUUCUCUCCCAGUGGAUAAGCCGUGCUUGUGACUUUGAUACGGUGAUCUAUUUUCUAUUUCGAGCUGUUCAGAGUGCGAGUUUGUCCGAGACUGCUCGGCUCAUCAAACCUACUCCCUCCGUUCCGAAUUACUUGUCGCACGUGUUCCGAAUUACUUGUCGCACGUAUGGAUGUAUCUAGAUGUAUUUUAGUUCUAGAUACAUCCAUUUCAGCGACGAGUAAUUUGGAACUGAGGGAGUAGCUACUUGGUCUCAGUGCUUCUUGGUUGUAUCACUACCUACACCUUUUCCCUUUCGGGAUAUAGUGGGGUGCUUGUUUUGGUCGCCUCUGAACUUUGCAUGGGCUGUUUGCCGGGCCCCUUCUUCUCCUAUCUACUCCGUAUAUACGUAUGAAU